AUGCUUUCAUGGAGGAAGCUCUGUUGGCGUUAUCAUGUGUGGACCUUGGGCUGCUACAUGCUGCUGGCUGUCAUUGCCCUGAAACUGUCCCUCAGACUGAGAUGUGACUUCGAUGUCAUGGAUCUGGACUCAAAGGAAUUUCGAAGUCAGUACUGCAGGGAUUUCCUAUACAAGACCCUGAAGCUGCCAGCAAACAGGUCCAUCAACUGUUCUGGGGUCACUCGAGGGGAACAGAAAGCAGUGAUCCAGGCGCUGCUGAAUAACCUGGAGAUUAAGAAGACGCGGGAGUCCUUCACAGAGGCCGACUACCUUAGCAUGACAGCAGACUGCGAGCAAUUCAAGACCAAAAGGAAGUUCAUACAGUUCCCGCUGAGCAAAGAAGAGGUCAAGUUCCCCAUUGCGUAUUCCAUGGUGGUUCAUGAGAAGAUUGAGAACUUUGAAAGGCUGCUGCGAGCUGUGUACACCCCUCAGAACAUAUACUGUGUCCAUGUGGAUCAGAAGUCCCCAGAUAAUUUCAAGCAGGCAGUCAGGGCCAUUGCAUCAUGCUUCCCAAAUGUCUUCAUAGCUAGUAAGCUGGUGUCAGUGGUCUAUGCUUCCUGGUCCAGGGUGCAGGCUGACCUGAACUGCAUGGAAGACUUGCUCCAGAGCUCUGUGCCAUGGAAAUACCUCCUGAACACCUGUGGGACAGACUUUCCCAUCAAGACCAAUGCUGAGAUGGUCCAGGCCCUCAAGCUAUUGAAUGGACAGAACAGUAUGGAGUCAGAGGUGCCCCCUGCACAUAAAAAGUCCCGUUGGAGAUAUCACUAUGAGGUGAGAGACACAUUGUACAUAACCAGCAAGCAGAAGACCCCUCCACCUAACAACAUAACCAUGUUCACGGGCAAUGCCUACAUGGUGGCCUCUCGAGACUUCAUUGAACAUGUAUUAAGCAACUCCAAAGCCCAACAACUCAUCGAAUGGGUAAAAGACACCUAUAGUCCUGAUGAGCACCUUUGGGCCACCCUCCAGCGUGCCUCAUGGAUGCCUGGAUCGGCUCCCUUGCACCCCAAAUUUGACCUCUCCGACAUGAGAUCUAUUGCAAGGCUAACCAAGUGGCAGGACCACGAGGGAGACAUCGAGCAUGGGGCGCCUUACUCCCCUUGCUCAGGAAUCCACCAGCGGGCCGUCUGUGUUUAUGGGUCUGGGGACCUGCACUGGAUCCUUCAGAACCAUCACCUCUUGGCCAACAAGUUUGACCCAAAGGUGGAUGAUAAUGUUCUUCAGUGUUUGGAAGAAUAUUUACGUCACAAAGCCAUCUACGGGACUGAACUGUGA
Molecule: messenger RNA, 1314 nt
Organism: Onychomys torridus (southern grasshopper mouse)
Lineage: Eukaryota; Metazoa; Chordata; Mammalia; Rodentia; Cricetidae
Gene: Gcnt3
Product: glucosaminyl (N-acetyl) transferase 3, mucin type
Exons: 1
Coding region: 1-1314 (437 amino acids)
Cellular component (GO): membrane
Molecular function (GO): acetylglucosaminyltransferase activity
Source: RefSeq, a predicted model, not a curated record